Messenger RNA from Choloepus didactylus (southern two-toed sloth), 1392 nucleotides. It is a transcript of the gene RPL3L, whose product is annotated as ribosomal protein L3 like. The transcript is spliced from 10 exons. NCBI's taxonomy places the organism in Eukaryota, Metazoa, Chordata, Mammalia, Pilosa, Megalonychidae. Gene Ontology annotation, molecular function: structural constituent of ribosome; RNA binding. The record is from RefSeq and is a predicted model, not a curated record. Gene Ontology annotation, biological process: ribosomal large subunit assembly; translation. Gene Ontology annotation, cellular component: ribosome; cytosolic large ribosomal subunit. Bases 1 to 1392 code for a protein of 463 amino acids.
AUGACGGAGCUCCCCUGCCAGGAGCUAAAUCUGGGAUCUGGCUGCGGCGUGUCCUGGCACUGCCACUCAGCCUCUGGACCUGCACAGACCGUCCGCCAUGGUCAGUGGGGCCAGGGCGAGAGCGGGGGCUGGGUGGGGUCCUCGGGGGUGGAGGGGCUCCCUGGGGAGCAGUCCCACCGGAAGUUCUCUGCCCCCCGGCAUGGCCACCUGGGCUUCCUGCCCCAUAAGAGGAGCCGCCGGCACCGAGGCAAGGUGAAGACGUGGCCGCGGGAUGACCCGAGCCAGCCUGUGCACCUGACGGCCUUCCUGGGCUACAAGGCGGGCAUGACGCACACGCUGCGUGAAGUGCACCGGCCGGGACUCAAAAUCUCCAAGCGGGAGGAGGUGGAGGCGGUGACGGUCGUGGAGACACCGCCCCUGGUGGUGGUGGGUGUCGUGGGCUACGUGGCCACCCCCCGAGGCCUGCGCAGCUUCAAGACCAUCUUCGCAGAACACCUCAGUGAUGAGUGCCAGCGCCGCUUCUACAGGGACUGGCACAAGAGCAAGAAAAAAGCCUUCACCAAGGCCUGCAAGAGGUGGCGGGACGCUGACGGCAAAAAGCAGCUACAGAAAGACUUUGCUGCCAUGAAGAAGUACUGCAAGGUCAUCCGGGUCAUUGUCCACACCCAGAUGAAGCUGCUGCCCUUCCGGCAGAAGAAAGCGCACAUCAUGGAGAUCCAGCUGAACGGCGGCACAGUGGCCGAGAAGGUGGCCUGGGCGCAGGCCCGGCUGGAGAAGCAGGUGCCAGUCCACGGGGUGUUCAGCCAGGGAGAGAUCAUCGACGUCAUCGCCGUCACCAAGGGCCAUGGCGUCAAAGGGGUCACGAGCCGCUGGCACACCAAGAAGCUGCCACGAAAGACCCACAAGGGGCUGCGCAAGGUGGCCUGCAUCGGGGCCUGGCACCCCGCCCGCGUGGGCUGUUCCAUCGCCCGGGCCGGCCAGAAGGGUUACCACCAUCGCACGGAGCUCAACAAGAAGAUCUACCGCCUCGGCCGGGGGCUGCACGUGGAGGAUGGGAAGGUGGUCAGGAACAAUGCAUCCACCAGCUACGACGUGACUGACAAAUCCAUCACGCCGCUGGGCGGCUUCCCCCACUACGGGGCAGUCAACAAUGACUUCAUCAUGCUGAAGGGCUGCAUCGCCGGCACCAAGAAGCGGGUCAUCACACUGAGAAAGUCCCUCAUGGUGCACCACAGCCGCCAAGCCCUGGAGCACAUCGAGCUCAAGUUCAUCGACACCACCUCCAAGUUCGGUCACGGCCGCUUCCAGACAGCCCAAGAGAAGAGGGUCUUCAUGGGACCCCAGAAGAAGCAUCUGGAGAAGGAGAAGCUGGAGACCUCGGGAGACCUGUAG